This is a messenger RNA of Miniopterus natalensis, 9482 nucleotides long. RefSeq names its product SNF2 histone linker PHD RING helicase (gene SHPRH). NCBI's taxonomy places the organism in Eukaryota, Metazoa, Chordata, Mammalia, Chiroptera, Miniopteridae. Gene Ontology annotation, molecular function: DNA binding; ATP binding; ubiquitin protein ligase activity. The record is from RefSeq and is a predicted model, not a curated record. Gene Ontology annotation, biological process: protein polyubiquitination; nucleosome assembly; DNA damage response. Gene Ontology annotation, cellular component: nucleosome; nucleus.
GCUGUUGCAAAAGAUAAGGUUCCCUUUUUUGCGGCUGAGUAGUAGUUCGUUGUGUAAAUGCACCGCAGCUGUUUCAUCCACUCACUGCGUGCAGUUCAGGCACCCGUACAUUUUUUGUUCUCUUGUUUUAUCUGCUCCAUUUCCCCUGGUUGCCAUCAUCCCCUUAUUCCUUGCCCAGCUAUCCCUUUUAACCUUUUUAUCUGCUAAUCCACAAAAGAAAUGUAUUUCUAUAUUUUUAUCUUCCUCUUUUGAAAGAUAUAUUUUUGGGGAUUUUUUAAGGUAUGUAAGGAUCAACUGAAGUUUUGUUAACCAUUUGGGUUUAUAAAACAAAUUUGAAAUUCUGUAGUGAUGAUAAUUUACAUGUUACUAAAAUUCUUCCAAGUAUUUCCAGGAUAUUCGAGAGAUUUACUUUACUGUCAUGCUGCUCAUUAAAUGUAUUUUUAGAAUUUAUCUUAUUUUAUACAACAUAUCAUUAUUAAAUUUAUCCAUUAAUGACCAGUAAGACCAUCAGAACUUGUGUGCUACAUGAAUUAUGGUCAGUGUGUUCCUUAGCUAUGUUUGACUUAUUAAAAAUAUUAUCCAUUGCUUUCCAUAUCUCCAAAGAUUUCACAUUAUGUAUAUGCACUACUAAUUUAUGCCAAAUUUCUCAUGGGGAGCACUUCAACACUAACAUUAUCUCCUGGAAUGCCUACUGUUGCAUUUGUCUUCUAGAGUUCACAUUUACCAACCAAGAAAACGUGAAAAUGAGCAGCCGACGGAAACGGGCUCCCCCAGUGAGAGUGGACGAAGAACGGCAGCAGCAGCUUCGUUGGAACAUGCAUGAGGACAGAAGGAAUGAGCCUCUCACCCUAACUGAUGACGAGCAGCCCCACCCAGCUUCAGAUUCCUCUUCUGCUCAGUGCAUCGUCCUAGACGACAGCCUGAAGGAAGAAGUGUGUCACAGAGAUAAAAAGAGGUGCUCAGAGACAGUGAGCGUCCCGAAGUCGGCCAGUAGAGAAGACACUGGUGACACCUUUUUCCCUUUGUCUGUAAAGCUGAAUAUUGUGAUUUCUCCCUCUCACUUUGACAAUUCUUGGAAAGCACUUCUAGGAGAAUUCACUCUUCAGCUUCUUCCUGAACAGAGUGUAAUUGAAAAUUUUUCUGAAAGGAGUUUUACACUGAUGAGUUCAGAGUCGAGCAGUCAGUUCCUGAUCUGUGCUUGUUCAGAAUGCAUAGACACAGAGAGACAGAAAAAAGGGCUCAGCGAGCCAGUCGGUGUUUGUGACAAGGGUGCGCGAGUGGAAUCGUCCUUCAGUGGGGAGAUGUUAGAGGAUUUGGGAUGGCUGCAAAAGAAGAGAAGAAUAAAGCUUUACCACAGACCAGAAGGGAAUCACGUUAUUAAGGUUGGAAUUUAUCUUUUGGAAGAUGGCCUCGCGAAACUAGACUUUUUGAGCGAUGCAAAUUCAAGAAUGAAAAAGUUCAAUCAACUCAUGAAGAGAGUGAUGGAAAAGUUAUACAAUUUUAUUAUUCCAGAUGUGUUGGAAGAGGAGGAGGAAGAUUCAGAGAGUGAGCCAGAGGGACAGGACGUCGAUGAGCUCUAUCACUUUGUGAAGCACGUGCAUCAGCAGGAAACACAGCCCGUUGAAGUGGAUGUCCAGCAUCCUGCGCUGACUCCUGUGCUGAGACCCUACCAGAGGGAGGCUGUCAAUUGGAUGCUACAACAGGAGCAUUUCAGAAGUGCUCCCGCUAGCGAAAAUGCCCUGCACUUCUUAUGGCGAGAGAUUGUUACAUCUGAGGGUUUGAAACUCUACUACAAUCCAUACACAGGCUGCAUCAUCCGUGAGUACCCAAGUGCUGGGCCACAGUUGUUUGGUGGAAUCUUAGCAGAUGAGAUGGGUCUCGGAAAGACAGUGGAGGUUUUGGCUCUGAUUCUGACACAUACUCGACAGGAUAUCAAACAAGAUGCGCUGACUCUUCCUGAGGGAAAAGUGGUGAAUUAUUUCAUUCCAUCACUUUAUUCUGGAGGACCAGUAAAAAACACAGAAACUCAGAAUAUGGAAAUUGAACCAAAAGAAAAAGUUCAUUGCCCCCCUACACGUGUGAUGCUCCUGACAGCCGUGAAAGAAAUGAAUGGAAAAAAGGGAGUCUCCAUACUUUCCAUCUAUAAGUAUGUCAGCUCUAUAUAUAGAUACGAUGUCCAGCGUAACAGGAGUCUCCUGAAACGGAUGCUGAAAUGUUUAAUUUUUGAAGGUCUUGUGAAACAGAUCAAAGGCCAUGGUUUUUCUGGGACUUUCACACUGGGGAAGAAUUACAGGGAGGACGAUGCAGGCGACAAGAUGAGGAAGCAGGCAGUAUGGAGUCCAAGGAAAAAUCAGAAAGAAUCCAGAAAGUCAGUGAGCAAGGACACAGAUUCUGAGUACUUGCCAUCAAAUACCUCUGAUGAUGAUGAUGAUCCUUACUAUUAUUACUGUAAGCCCAGGAGAAAUCGUAGUAAAAUGAGGAAAAAGCCUUCUCCAUCCACAAAAAAGGGGAAAAGUCAGCCUGACGUCGAUCUCAGUUCACAAGAUCAAGGUCCAGUGACCAGUGACUCUGGAAUCACUGAUGUUACCACAUCCACAAGUACAUGUGUCUUUGAAAUCCAGCAAGAGCAUGCAGCAGAGGCCCAAGCUGAAUCUCCAGACCCUGCUGGUGGUGAUGUGCCACAUUCUAAUAUCACGAGUCCCUAUAAUUCGUCUGACUAUCGUUUUGAGUGCAUAUGUGGUGAGCUUGACCAUGUAGACCGUAAGCCUCGUGUUCAGUGCCUGAAAUGCCACCUGUGGCAACAUGCAAAAUGUGUGAAUUAUGAAGAGGAGAACCUGAAGAUUAAGCCUUUCUACUGCCCCCACUGCCUUGUUGCAAUGGAGCCAGUGUCAACAAGAGCAACACUGAUCAUAUCUCCCAGUUCCAUCUGUCAUCAGUGGGUGGAUGAAAUCAACAGGCAUGUGAGGUCGUCAUCUCUGCGAGUCCUGGUAUAUCAAGGAGUGAAGAAAGAUGGCUUUUUACAGCCUCAUUUUUUGGCAGAACAGGAUAUAGUUAUCAUUACCUAUGAUGUCCUUCGUUCAGAGCUAAAUUACGUAGAUAUCCCACACAGCAACAGUGAGGAUGGGCGUCGCUUACGGAACCAGAAGCGCUAUAUGGCCAUUCCUAGCCCCCUAGUAGCUGUGGAGUGGUGGAGGAUCUGCCUUGAUGAAGCUCAGAUGGUCGAAUGUCCUGCUGUAAAAGCCGCAGAAAUGGCUCAGCGCUUGAGUGGGAUUAAUCGCUGGUGCAUCAGUGGCACUCCAGUACAGAGAGGACUGGAAGAUCUUUUUGGGUUAGUGGUCUUUCUUGGCGUUGAACCUUUCUGCGUCAAACACUGGUGGGUUCGACUUCUCUAUCGCCCUUACUGCAAGAAGAAUCCUCAACCCCUCUACAGCUUCAUUGCCAAGAUUCUGUGGAGGUCUGCAAAGAAAGAUGUGAUUGACCAAAUUCAGAUACCUCCUCAGACAGAAGAAACCCACUGGCUCCACUUUUCUCCAGUGGAAAGACAUUUCUAUCACCGUCAGCAUGAGGUGUGCUGCCAGGAUGCAGUAGUCAAACUCAGGAAGAUUUCUGACUGGGCUCUGAAGCUCAGCAGCCUGGACAGAAGGACUGUAACCUCCAUCCUGUACCCACUGCUGAGGCUCAGGCAGGCCUGCUGCCACCCACAGGCUGUUCGUGGGGAGUUCCUACCGCUCCAAAAGAGCACCAUGACAAUGGAAGAGCUCCUGACGUCGCUGCAGAAGAAAUGUGGAACGGAAUGUGAGGAAGCACAUCGGCAACUAGUUUGUGCUCUCAAUGGCUUAGCAGGGAUCCACAUCAUUAAAGGUGAGUAUGCAUUGGCAGCAGAACUGUACAGAGAAGUGUUGCGUUCGUCUGAGGAACACAAAGGAAAACUCAAAACUGAUUCACUCCAAAGACUUCAUGCUACUCACAACUUGAUGGAAUUGUUGGCAGACAAGCACCCAGGGAUACCUCCUACCUUGCGAGAUGGCAGACUUGAGGAAGAGGCCAGACAGCUGAGGGAGCAUUACAUGAGCAAGUGUAACACGGAAGUUGCUGAAGCACAGCAAGCUUUGCUUCCUGUGCAGCAGACCAUUCGCGAGCUCCAGAAAAAGACUUGUUCUAAUUCUCCUUGGUGGCUGAAUGUGAUCCACAGAGCAAUAGAAUUUUCUGUUGACGAGGAGCUUGUUCAGAGAGUACGAAAUGAAAUAACCAGCAACUACAAGCAACAGACUAGCAAGCUUUCUAUGUCAGAGAAAUUCCGUGAUUGCAGAGGUCUUCAGUUCUUACUAACAACACAAAUGGAAGAACUAAAUAAAUUCCAGAAACUUGUAAGAGAGGCUGUAAAAAACCUGGAGGGACCUCCAUCUCGUAACGUUAUUGAGUCUGCAACAAUCUGCCACCUUCGACCAGCCAGACUUCCUCUCAACUGCUGUGUCUUUUGUAAGGCUGAUGAAUUGUUCACAGAGUAUGAAUCAAAGCUGUUUUCUCACACAGUCAAAGGCCAGACUGCAAUAUUUGAGGAGAUGAUAGAAGAUGAAGAAGGACUGGUGGAUGAUCGAGCACCUACCACCAGCCGGGGUCUAUGGGCAAUAAGUGAGACAGAACGAUCUAUGAAAGCUCUACUGUCGUUUGCAAAAUCACAUAGAUUUGAUAUUGAAUUCAUUGAUGAAGGAAGUAUUUCAAUGGAUCUCUUUGAAGCUUGGAAAAAGGAAUAUAAGUUGCUUCAUGAAUAUUGGAUGGCUCUGAGGAAUCGUGUGUCUGCUGUUGAUGAACUUGCAAUGGCUACAGAGCGUCUAAGAGUUCGUCAUCCUGGGGAGCCAAAGCCCAACCCACCUGUCCUUCACAUCAUUGAACCACAUGAGGUAGAGCAAAAUCGGAUAAAGCUACUAAAUGAUAAAGCUGUUGCUACAUCACAGCUUCAGAAAAAACUUGGGCAGCUUCUUUACCUAACUAACUUGGAGAAGUCUCAAGACAAAACGUCAGGCGGUGUUAAUCCUGAACCUUGUCCAAUCUGUGCCCGGCAGCUGGGAAAACAGUGGGCCGUCCUGACCUGUGGGCACUGUUUCUGUAAUGAAUGCACUUCAAUUAUUAUUGAACAGUACAGCGUAGGCUCCCACAGAAGCUCCAUUAAGUGUGCCAUCUGCCGCCAGAACACAUCUCACAAAGAAAUCUCCUACGUCUUUACCUCAGAGAGAGCCAGCCAGGAGGAAGACAUCCCUGUGAAGGGCAGUCAUUCUACAAAAGUGGAAGCCGUGGUCAGAACUCUGAUGAGAAUCCAGCGUAGAGAUCCGGGGGCUAAAGCGCUCGUGUUCUCAACGUGGCAAGAUGUAUUAGACAUUAUUUCAAAAGCUCUCACUGACAACAACAUGGAAUUUGCACAGAUCAGCCGUGUGAAGACAUUUCAGGAGAACCUUUCUGCAUUUAAGCAUGAUCCCCAAAUCAAUAUUUUGCUGCUGCCCCUGCACACAGGUUCUAAUGGGUUAACUAUCAUUGAAGCUACUCAUGUUCUCUUGGUGGAGCCCAUAUUGAACCCUGCCCAUGAGCUUCAGGCCAUAGGAAGAGUGCACCGAAUUGGACAAACAAAACCGACUAUUGUACACAGAUUCUUAAUUAAGGCAACGAUAGAAGAAAGGAUGCAAGCAAUGCUGAAAACUGCUGAGAAGAGUCAUACCAACUCCUCGGUGAAGCAUCCAGAGGCCUCCGUCCUGACCGUGGCUGAUCUGGCAGACCUCUUUACCAAAGAAACUGAAGAGCUCGAGUGAAGUACUUGGUUCAGUCGGCAAACUCCAAUGCAUUUAAAAACUGCCAUAGCUUGUGGAGCAAAGUUAUAAGUAAAAUAUCCAGUAGAUGUCAGUACACACUAUUCUUAGGUGAAUGAAUUUCUUUUCUAGUUGUACAGUGUCCUAGUAGUUAUGGUACCCUUUUCACUAUGCUGUUUCCAGAAGAUCUAUAAAGAUUUUUAAUUUUUCACUCCCAAUAAAACAUUUAUUUUUGUUCUAAAGAAUAUCUAUAUCUGAGUGAAUUAAGACAGGUAAUAGGUAUGUUUCUUUUGAUAAGGUCAGUCUUAAAAAGAGUUGGAAUAUGAGAAGGUAAACUAGCCUAGUUUUAUAUGACCUGAUUCAACCAACACGAGUCACAUUUUUGAAGGGCCUUUAGUAUCUUUAGCACAUAAUUCAGCAAUAUCUUGUAAGUAAUAUUUUAAGUAGAUAAUGAAUUAUAUUAACUCCCAGUUAUUUAAGUAGGUUUAGACUGUAACUCCAUUCAUAGUAACUUUACAGUAGUACAACUCCUAACAAUAAGUUAAUAUUAGGCAAUUAUUUCUUUUCAUUGUAUCUUGCCACGAAAAAUCAAAACAACACUUUCUCUGUUUCUCUUACAUGUUAAGUAGUGUCAGUGUAAGCAGUUAACUUCAAAUAGCGUUUUUAAAUAUUUACCUUAAAAUUAUCUAACCUGCUUUCUCUACUUUUAUUUUUUCUUAUUGUUUUUACAUGUUUUAAGAUUGAGGUAUAUGUAAAUAUUGCAACUUUUGUAACUUUAGUUCUUAUUAUGACAUGGAAAUAUGGCAGGUUUUUAAAUCAUUAUUAUACUGAUGUCUUGCAUUCCUUUCCUUUCCUGUGUUCUUGUGUAACUAGACUUUUAAACACAAAUAUCUAAAUUUAUGAUCGGGUUUGUUAUUUUAUUCCACUAGUACUUAUCUCAAAGACCAGUAUUUUAUCUUUGAAACAAGAAAAUGUUGUAUUUACAUAAGCAAAUAAUUGCAAGUGCUAAUAACUUAGUAUUUCUUCUUCUGUGAAGAAUUAAUGGACUUUGAAAUUGGUAACUAAGGAGUAGUAGCUUAUUAUAUCCUAGCCAUUUGAUGUAGCAGAAAUGUUCCUGUUUUGUUUUGUUUUGUUUUGUUUUUUGUUUUGUUUGAGCCUUCAAAGUUUUAAAUGACCCUCAGGAUUCAUUAGCUUCUACUUAGCUACGCAGAAAAGUGUAUUAGAAACAUCCCCUGGAUCACAGUUGUCCGAGGUGCUUUGGUGCUUAGUUAAGGUGCAUUUUCCUAUUCUGGGUUUGGCAUAACUCAGCUGAAGAAACACACACACUUUUGGUGCCUGUUCUUCGGUGAAGGGAGAGAUGCACUGAUUCUUUCAUAUGAGGUUAAACAGAAUAUUAUUCUUAUAGCUCUUCGCAUAUUAUAAAGAGCUCUCCUGUACAUUCAUGUGUUUAAUUUGCCCAACAGUCCUGGGAAGUUGAUAUCAUUAAUAUCAUUCCUGUUUUAAAGGUGGAGAACUGAGGUUCAGAAGCACUGAGAAACGUGCCUAUGACACAUACAGGCUAGACCAGGCAGCUCAGGUCCCCUGACCCACGUCGCACGUUCUUCCUCACUCACCUGCUCUGCCGAGAUUCAGAAAGCCCGUGGUUAGAAUUUAAUGAUGAGCGUAUUUUAGUAUUUCUGUGUGUUUCCUAGUGUUCCUUUUGAGCUAACGUUGUAGGGGAAGCAAUUUGAUAUGCUUCAAUUUUGUAAAAAAUCUAUAUAUAUACAUACAUAUAAUACACCUAUCUGUAUUAGAGGAAAUACUGCUCUUAUUUAUUUCUGUAAGAUAUCACCGAUCAAAUAAAUAUUUUAGUGGAAGUUGAAAUUUGGGGAUUUAUUUAAUUUCUGAGCUGUAGAACGUACUGCGUGGUGUGUUUUUGUUGUUUUUUGUUUGUUUUGGUCUCAACAAAAUAUGUCAAAAUCGUUUCUAUUGCAGAAUCUCAUAUUUUGCAGACAUUUGUUAUUUAUUUCAAACAAUUGUGACAAUUCUUCCAAAUAAUUGUUCAAAACAAAUACAGAUCUAACCCCCACGUCUCCUUGGCCACAAGCAAAGGACUUUUUUGUUUCCUUCUUCCAUCAUUUCAUAUUCUCUGGAAUAUCCCUGUGCUUAUAAAUAGUUGUUCUUAAACGGGUGGUGUGCUAGUGAAACUGAGAAAUAAUGAGACAGAUCCAGUCCUUAGAGACGUAGGGUGAGUUUGUAAGUCUGAAAAGACUUCUUUAUAUACAAUGUAAAAUACAUGUACCUGAUUCUAUGCUGUCGCCACAAACCCAGGUAGCUUUGCUGUGUUUAUUGCAGCUUCCACCUUUUUCCCUGUACGUGCUCUCGGCAGCAUGAUCCAUGCAUUUGAUUUUAGCAGCUGGUCCCUUUCAUAUCAUACUAAUAACAAACUAAAAACUCCUGACAUGAUAAUUCAACAUGGAAAUCACAAAUACUUUACAAGUAAUUAUUAAGCCUAACAGUAUUUAUCAAAAUAGGUAGGAACUGACUUUAGCAAUGUGAGAUUAAGCAUUUCGAGUGGACAAAUGGAGAAAUGGUGUCUCUGCAACCUCCCCUGCUCUCAUUCACUGGUUCUCCGAAGAUUCGGUGUGCUGGAGACCUUUAUGUUUAUUAGACUCAAAGGACAGUCUCUCAGAAAUGCAAAAUCACCUAUGCUAAAUGGCCUCGGGUUUAGUUAAAUUGAAUAAAAAGUAUCUUUCAGUUUUUCUAGAAUUUAAACAGAAUCCUACAAUAAUAGGCCAUUUCGUAAUUUGUAACUGGCCUGCCAAUAUAAAAAUGAAAUAUCAUUAAAACAGUGCAGUAUAAGCAAUGCAUUUUAAGCCUGGCUACUCUGAUAAAGGAAACCUAAUCUUCGAAUGGUAUUUCUUCAAAGUAGGAUGGAUUAACUAUAUUUUAUAGAAUGUAUAAGAAUCUGCAUGUACCUCUGUUACAUUGUGUAGAAUGUGAACCACUUGCAAGUCUUCCGUUGGACCAUGUGGUAAUUGAUAACCCCAAAGGUAAUUCAGCUCUCAGGCUAGGCAUGCGGUGUUAGUAGAGUUGUUACCCAGCCAAAAGUUCGUGUACCCAACACUUCAAAAAGGCCAGUAUUCAAUACGUCAGAGUUUGGAGUAAGGAAGUGUUUAGUGAUGAGAAGACGGGGGCCUCAGAGUUUCCUCAAAUCCAUCUUAAGCAAGCAGAAAGGUCGGGCUUCCUUAUAUCCAGGGGAGGGAAAAUAGGACGAGCUGUUUUGUAAAAACUCAAGCCCAAAGCUGAAUUCCUCUAAUGAUUAUCAAGUCUAGAGCAGAAGCAUUAGCCUGAAGGCCAUGGGAAUGAUACAGGCCAGGACAUGGGCACCCGAGGAACCGAGCACUUCACUCUCACAGUUACAGAGCAGAAAAGUGUCACCUCAGAGAACAGCUCGAGAGCUUGGCAGGGACCAAAAUUACAUCUCUAGCCUUCCCUUGCCUUCCUCAGCACUUCAGGGGCUGACUCUGUGUCUUGUCUUUGGAGGUCCCACACCAUCUGUUGUAUCCUGUUCCAUUAUUUAAUAUCAGUGACUCUCAAGACUGAUUUUGUUCGUUGAAACUGAAUUUGUUAUAUUGAAACCAAAUCUUUUGUACUGCAGCAUAUGCUUGCUUUCCUCGCAAAAUAGAAAUAAAAUUUAACCUC